Molecule: messenger RNA, 7410 nt
Organism: Astyanax mexicanus (Mexican tetra)
Lineage: Eukaryota; Metazoa; Chordata; Actinopteri; Characiformes; Acestrorhamphidae
Product: SH3 and multiple ankyrin repeat domains protein 2
Exons: 25
Coding region: 328-5787 (1819 amino acids)
Cellular component (GO): postsynaptic membrane; postsynaptic density; dendritic spine
Molecular function (GO): synaptic receptor adaptor activity; ionotropic glutamate receptor binding
Source: RefSeq, a predicted model, not a curated record
CUGCACAGGUGUGUGUGAUUAAACCACGCCCACCGCGACUCCGCCAAACCCCGCCCCUUUCUGGCUCUUCAGCGCGCGGCGUUUGUGCUUCAGUUGUUUCCCGGCGCGAGAGAGUGAGAGAAGCUGAAGACCAGCUGGAUAUUCCCCCACUCUCUCUCCUCCUCCUCCUCCUCCUCCUCUUCUUCUUCAUCUCUCUGUAUCCUCCUCUUCCUCCCCUUCACUCACCCUCCUCUACCUCACCCACAGCAGAGAGAGAGAGAGAGAGAAACAGAGAGAAAGUUACAGCAGGUGCAGCUCGCGAAGCUGAAUCCGUGUGGCCGGCUGACUAUGCCCCGGAGCCCAACGUCCAGUGAGGAUGAGAUGGCUCAGAGUUUUUCCGAUUAUUCAGACGAGUCUGCCUCCGACAGCUCCAAAGAGGAGACCAUCUACGAGACCAUAAAAGCCACAGCCCAGAGGCCCACCAGCCGCAUGGAGGACAUCCAGUCCAACUCGCUGGUCAUCAGGGUGGUCAUUCCUGACCUGCAGCAGACGAAAUGUAUGCGGUUUAAUCCGGACGCCACGGUUUGGGUGGCCAAGCAGAGGAUCCUGUGCACACUGAGCCAGAGCCUGAAGGACGUCCUGAACUACGGACUCUUCCAGCCCGCCAGUAACGGCCGCGAUGGGAAGUUUCUGGAUGAGGAAAGACUCCUGCGGGAAUAUCCACAGUCUAUUAGUAAAGGAGUCCCAUCACUGGAGUUUCGGUACAAAAGCAGAGUCUACAAGCAGCCCAAUGUGGAUGAAAAGCAGAUUGCCAAAUUACACACAAAGGCCAAUUUGAGGAAGUUCAUGGAUUACAUCCAAAAUCAGCAGGUAGAGAAGGUCUCCAAAAUGUUGGACCGAGGGCUGGACCCCAACUACCAAGAUCCAGACACGGGAGAGACCCCUCUGACCUUUGCGGCUCAUCUGGAGAACGGAGUGGAGAUGAUUAAAGUGUUGAAGAAUGGAGGAGCUCAUCUGGACUUCAGAGCUAAAGACGGCAUGACCGCUCUGCACAAAGCAGCUCGAUCCAAAAACAGCACCACACUGAUGACUCUGCUAGAGUUGGGUGCAUCUCCAGACUAUAAGGACAGCCGAGGCCUGACCGCUCUGUACCACACAGCCAUGGUGGGGGGCGACCCGGCCUGCUGCGAGCUCCUGCUGCACGAGCACGCCUCCGUCUGCUGCCAGGACGAGAACGGCUGGCACGAGGUCCACCAGGCCUGUAGACACGGUCAUGUCCAGCAUCUUGAGCACCUGUUGUUUUAUGGAGCAGAUAUGAGCGCCCAGAACGCCUCAGGAAACACUGCCCUACACAUCUGUGCCCUCUACAACCAGGAUAACUGUGCCCGGGUGCUGCUGAUUCGAGGAGCUGAUAAGGAGGUGAAAAACUACAACAGCCAGAGUCCAUUUCAGGUGGCCAUCAUUGCAGGAAACUUUGAGCUGGCUGAACUGAUCAAGAACCACAGAGAGAGCGACAUCGUGCCUUUCCGCGAGGCCCCAGCGUACUCCCAGCGGCGGAGGGGCCCUCAGCCCAACAGUCUCGCGGCCCCGCGGACGCUGCUGCGCUCCAACAGUGAUAAUAACCUCAGUGUGUGUGUUGGGAGCCCGGAUGUGGCCCCCGUCCUGAGUGUGUGUGUGGGGAGCCCUGAUGCGGCCCCCAGCCGGAGUCUCUCGCCGCAGCUGCUGCUGCAGAUGCAGAGGAACCCUAAUGGAACGGUGAGAACAGGAGGAGGCAGAGGGAACAAACACCAAACCCAGAGCAGAUCACCAUCACUCAGCCGCCUCGGUGAGGAACAGCGCCGCCCGCAGCCCAGAGCGAACUCCAGUCUAGACGGUCCUGGAUCCAGGAGGAAGCUGUACAGCGCUGUUCCCGGCCGACACUUCGUCGCUGUUCGACCCUACCAACCUCAGAGUGAGGGAGAGAUCACUCUGUACAAGAAUGACCGGGUCAAAGUUCUCAGUAUUGGUGAAGGCGGGUACUGGGAGGGCAGUGCCCGCGGGCAUGUGGGCUGGUUUCCUGCAGACUGCGUGGAGGAAAUUGCUGCCAAACCCAACGAGGAGAGACCGCAGAGUCGGGCAGAACGGACGGACAGGAAGAAGCUGUUCCGGCAUUACACCGUGGGCUCCUACGACAGCUUCGAUGCCUCCAGCGACUGCGCGCUGGAGCAGAAAACCGUGGAGCUGCAGAAGAAGCAGGAGGAGGGCUUCGGGUUCGUCCUGAGGGGGGCUAAAGCGGACACACCCAUAGAGGAGUUUACACCCACUCCCGCGUUUCCAGCACUGCAGUACCUGGAGUCGGUGGAUGAGGGGGGCGUGGCAUGGCAGGCGGGGCUUCGUACGGGAGACUUCCUCAUAGAGGUGAAUCAGGAGAACGUGGUAAAAGUGGGCCACAGGCAGGUGGUGAACAUGAUCCGACAGGGAGGAAACCGGCUGAUCAUUAAAGUAGUGACAGUCACCAGAAACCUGGACCAAGACGACUCCACCAGGAAAAAAGCCCCGCCUCCUCCAAAAAGGGCCCCGACCACCGCCCUGUCCAUGCGCUCCAAAUCGAUGACGUCUGAGCUAGAGGAGUUAGUUGAUAAAGCCACCUUGAGGAAAAAGAAAGGUGAUGCUCAGUCUUCUAAUGUUGAGGGUCUGAAGAAGAGGAUUGUAUUUCAAGUCACACUAAAUAAAGUGGAUGAAGUAGCACCGGCCCAGAAGACUGGCAGGGAAAAUGCCUCAGUGGACAUGAGGGUGGCCACAAUAAAGCCCCGGCCUUCCAGUCGCUGUAUAGCAACGCCCACAGAUUUCAAUUCCAUGUAUGAGCGGCAAGGGGUAGCUGUCGUCCCACCCACUGUUCCCGGCGGCCCCCAGGGGGGGUACCUGGGUAUACCUAAGGGCACGAUGAGGAGGCAGAAGUCUAUAGGAAUCACAGAAGAAGAGAAGCAGUUCCUGACUCCUCCAUUGCUGAAGUUCACCCGGAGCCUCUCCAUGCCCGACACAUCAGAAGACAUCCCACCUCCACCAGGUGUCUCCCCUCCAUCGCCCCCUUUUAGCCCUACUGCCCCAACUGGCCGAGGCUACAGCCCUAACCAGCCUGGCUUUGCCCAGCCUCCGUUGGGCAGAGGGUUUGGCAACGCUGGCACUGGCACUAUUCGUAGAGACCGGGUCGGGUUUCAGCUGCCGAACUUGGAACAGUUCGACACCCAAAACUCCCAGCAGAACAACCGCAAUCGGAAUAGGGCAUCAGUGCCAGAGAAUCCGUACUCGGAAGUUGGCAACAAAGCUCUUUACAUCCCCGCCAAGCCAGCCAGGCGGAAAGGUAUGCUGGUCAAGCAGCCAAAUGUGGAGGACAGUCCGGAGAAGACCUGCUCCAUCCCCAUCCCCACCAUCAUCGUCAAAGAGCCGUCCACCAGCAGCAGUGGCAAAAGCAGCCAGGGUAGCAGCAUGGAGAUUGAGACGACCACUCCAGAGCACUCAGCGGGUCAGCUGAGACCUGAAGACAGCUUCGGCGUCAGUAACCCAUUCGCAGCUGCGAUUGCUGGGGCGGUUCGUGAUCGAGAGAAGAGACUAGAAGCACGGAGGAAUUCACCGGCCUUUUUGUCUACAGAUUUAGGGGACGAGGACUGUCCCGCUCCUACCCCUCGCUUGCGGCAGUCCAAGUCCAUAGAUGAGGGCAUGUUUUCGAGUAAUGAUGGAUUACGGACACUUAUGGCACCACCAGCUUCGUUGCUGAGUGCCCUGCAGGGAAGUGGAGGAGGCGUGAGUGGCAAUAGCAGUAGCGGGGGAAAUGUGACGGACUUUAACACCCCAGAACCCACAAUCGUGCGGGAACCUCUUAAUACAAGAACUCGGAACUGCCUAGGAACUGAUCUAGACAGUCCUGUCAGCCUUCCAGCAUCGGUAAAGACUUACAAUUCCAAUGGAAGUUACCAUCAUCCGGUUACAGGCAAAUCUCUAGACCCCAGUUCCCCUCUUGCCCUGGCUUUGGCUGCCAGAGAUAGAGCAAUGAAAGAGCAACCACAGGCCCCUCCACCUCCACAAAAGGUAUCAGACUCCCAGAAACCAGACCUCAACCAACCCCUCUUCAUCGACACCAAGCUCCGCUCAGGCAUCUCAGCCAACUUAAGUCGCUCCAUGGGUCGCGGUGGUCUACGGAGGCAGAUGACAGAGACCAAAUACGAAACGGAUGGCUUGAAAGAUAGCAAGCAAGCCGAAGAGAAGAAGAACAUGCUGAUUGAUAUUGUGGACACAUCACAGCAUAAGUCAGCGGGGUUGCUGAUGGUACACACUGUAGAUGGCAUCAAGCCCAAGGAAAACAGCACAGGUGAUGGAGGGAAGCAGGAGGGCGUCCAUCUACAAGACGGUGUACCCACAGAAACAAGGGAUUCAGGUACCAAACCCACAGUGCCCAACUCUCAGCCACCUGCUCUACACCAAACCAAAAGCAUCACAGGCAGCUCCAUCGAUGAACCCAUCAAAAUACCCUUCCGUAUCCCCCCUCCACCCUUGGCUUCCGUGGAUAUCGAUGAGGAGUUUGUGUUUGCCGAACCUUUACCUCCUCCUUUGGAGUUCGCCAACAGCAUUGACAUCCCAGAGGACCAGAUAGCAGAAAUUCUGAAGCAGAGGAAAAACAGUAUGACCGGGGGACCCUUACCUCCGUAUCAUCCUCAUGCACCUCCGCAAAUUGGUGCGGAACACAAGCGUCCAAUUGGGAUCUCAAACUGCAUGCCCCCUCCCAGUUACCCCCCGCCUCCUCCUGAGAGCUUUGAGCCAAUCACAGACUCUGGAAUCGAAGAAGUGGACAGCCGGAGUAGCGGAGACCCCCACUUGGAGACCACCAGCACCAUCUCGACUGUGUCCAGCAUCUCCACGCUGUCGUCGGAGGGUGGCGAAGCGCUGGACACUUGCACGGUCUAUGCAGAUGGUCAGGCGUUCCUGGUGGACCGGCCUCCUGUACCGCCAAAACCAAAAAUGAAGCCCAUCAUCAACAAAAGCAAUGCACUUUACAGGGAUCCCCUGAUCGAGGAAGGUCCUGAAACCUUCAGUCAACCACCUCCUGCCCCACCUCCGCCACCGGACGGUGCUGCCCAGUCAGAACUGCCCAAAACACCCACUCAGAGAAGCUCCAAGCUUUGGGGAGACCCUCCUGAGCUCCGGAGCCCACCCUCAUCAAAUCCAGACCCUAAGGCCAACGUAAUUAAUGAACUGAGCUCCAUCCUGCAGCACAUGAACCGGGACAAAGUGCCCAAACCAGGAGACUCUCUGGACUCCCCGACUGGACCUCGGAGCUUCGCAAACAGGGAGGCUACCUCAGGUACCCAACGGACCACCACGGUGACCUUCGCCAUCCCGCCAACCUCUCCAUCCUCCAGCCUGCCUCCACACGGAUCCAGCCCCAUCUCCUCGCCCCCCUCCACAGGUCACGCCUCCUCCCUGCCAGGCUCUGCCUCCUCCCCCACCCUGACGGACGUGUUCGGCCUGCCCACUCCGCCCCUGGGCAGCCUGGGCUCGGGCAGCAGCCGCUCCCCGUCUCCGCUGACCCUCCUGCAGGCCGCCUCCAACAAGCCGUUCGCCAACAAACCCGUCCUGCUGUGGACGAAGCACGAUGUAGCCGAUUGGCUGGAAAGCCUCCACCUGGGGGAGCACAGGGACGCCUUCAUGGACAACGAGAUCGAGGGCUCCCACCUCCCCAACCUCCAGAAAGAGGACCUCAUAGACUUGGGAGUGACCCGUGUCGGUCACCGGAUGAACAUAGAGAGGGCGCUCAAGCUGCUAAUGGACAGAUAAAAGGGGCGGGAUCACACUGUACGCGUUUUUUAACGGACCGAGGCGCUUUUUUCACAUCGUGUCCGACGGGAGAGACGCGCUCUGCUUGCGUUUACUGCCCACCGGUGGCCGGCUGUCUCUUUCUGUGCCCAGAGUUGCCGAAAGUGAAGCGCAGCUCGAAAAGCAGUCAAGUAGCCUACGUCGUGAGCGUUUUUCGUUUCGUUUCGUUUUCUGUGCUGACCAAUCAGACGAACGGGAAGGCGGGCCUUCAGUGAGAGUUGUUCAACGUGAGGAGGGACUAGCGGUGGCGUUCGCUGGGUUUCCUGAGUUAUCUGAAUUAUCACGACAUAUCGAAGCAACAGCUAGCUAGCUGUGCUAGACAUCACCGACCUACUAGCUUCCUUUAGAUGCUAUAAAUGCAGCACUUAGACAGGAAUUUGAUGCUGUUGUUGUUAGGAAAAAGGGAGAAGCGCAGCCAGAAGCAGAAUUAGAAAAAUUCUCAACAUAAACCUCUGAGAAAAAGCCUUUAUUCCCCUUAUUAUCAGAGGGUCCAACACUCUUUCACACUUUCUCGCUAACUGUAGGUUUGUCUUACAUUCUGACCAUGCGGUUAUUAGGCUGCAUCAGAACAGGAGGAAGCUUCGUAAAGACUUCGUAAAGGCGUUUUUCACUCGUCCUUCUUCCACAGCUCACAUGUUUUAGACACAGUGGGAAGCACUUAUGGAGGUCUAGUCCAGUCCAGCCCAUUUUAGUGGUUCCCUUUCUAAUGCUGCUUAAUGCUACACUGCUGGAAGUAUCAUUACGUCCUACGAUUUAUAUCUGUAGAAAAUUUACAGGUUAACUGGUGAGUGAUAUGGCAGAAACAUUAUAUUACAAAAAUAACCACAAGCUGAUGGCAUGUUUCAAACUAGCAACAUUUUUAAAAAAUCUAAAAAAAAUGUUAUAAAAUACUAGGGAUACAACACAUUUUUGGCAAACAAAACUAUUAGGCUGUAAAUGGCCAAACUUUUGGUUGCCAAAUAUUUGGUGCAUCUCUAGUGUUUUCAUAGCAUUUUGAACUGAUUUAACAGAAUUGUUGCUAGUUGGAAACAUGCCACCAAUGUUUUGGGAUGACUUUGAGUUCAGGCUGGAGUUCGGGCAGCUUCUGCUUGUCAUAGAAAGCCAGACCUAGUAUUUUUUAUAGCAUUUUUAACAGAUUUAAAAUAACUGUGACACAAUAAAGUAAACUAAAAAUCUAAAAUCUAGUUUAAAAAACCUAAAAAAAUAAUCAAAUUAAUUAAUUCUAAUAUUCUGAUGACCCCAAAUCAUCGCCAUCCAGCUUCAGAUAAAAAAAUAUAGUAUUGUGCAAAAGUUAACGCACCCUUUAUUUAUUGAAUGAUUUCCAGUCAAAACAGUUUUAAAAUUUUCAGUGUGGAUUUUUUUUUUUUAUCAAAGUAGACGAGAAGAUUAGAUUUAAGAACUAACAGAGGUUAAAAAAGAUACUACUUUGUUCCUCUCUCGCUUCAGAUCUGGAAACAUCUCCAGAUGUCUGUUUAUGUUUAUGAUUUGUGCUUUUAAAAUGAAAAUAAAUAAAUAAAUAAAUAAAUAAAGUUAAUUAAUACUAAUGUUCAUCCAGCUUUAGAUUAAAAGUACAGUACUGUGCAA